AUGGCGGACUCCGGCGCCAGCGAGGGCCUUGCGGCGGACGCCAGCGACGUGAGGACGCCGCUGCUGGACGCCGAGGAGGGCGCGGCCGGCGCGCGAGAUGAGGAGAGCGUCCCCAAGCCGCCGGCAAGGACGGGCUCCCUGCUGACGGCGAUCCCCGUGACACUGCUGGCCGUGGGCUCGAUCUUCUGUCUCGUCGUGGGCUUGUUGACCGACUUUGUGCCCCUAUACUUCCUCCUGCUGUCAGCGGGAAUUGUGGGCCUUGGCGGCAGCCUCCUCGCCUCCGGGAUGCUGUGCUCCAUGGGCACCAUGCGUCACCAAUUCAACCGUUUCAAGCGCGAAAACGACAGGCUCUCCAGAACCAGCUUCAAGCUGCAGUCCAGUGUGGAGGAUUUUGAAAGCACCAAUUUCCAGCUGUCCAACCAUGUGGAGGCCCUCCAAGGCACUGUGGACGACCUGCAGGACGUCAGCGAAGGCCUGCACAACCAGCUGGGUCAGUUCGGCGACCUGAGGGAGAGCAUGCAGGAGUUCUCCAAGGAGAGUGGGCAGGACAUCACAGAGACGAUCUCUGGCAUCAAUGGUGUAUACGACAAGGUCUACGGGCUGUCCCUGCAGAACGAGAGGACACUGCUGCUGCGAGCAGCACAAGACGUGGAGUUCUUAGACAGGGAGGAGGGAUUGUCACAGCAAGAGUUUCAGCGAUUCCUGCACCUCAUCCCACAGCACCUUCGAGAAAGGUUCGAAAAAUCCAAAAUGACGUUUGAAAGCAUCGCUGGAGCUGACCAUGUCAUCGACCACCGCGAGAUGGCGGGUCUCAUCGACACUCUGCUUGCGGAAAACGAGGAGAAGCUGUGCGCCAGCGGAUAG
This is a messenger RNA of Ostreobium quekettii, 864 nucleotides long. The record is from the annotation of a GenBank genome assembly. Lineage: Eukaryota; Viridiplantae; Chlorophyta; Ulvophyceae; Bryopsidales; Ostreobiaceae.